AACAUAGUAAAUGAUAUCUCUCUUUGUGCGUAACGGUGCUCGUGCUCUCUCUGCGGUACGUGCUGUUGGUGUUACAACUGUGCAACGAUCGCUCUUUACAAAUCCUUUCAAAUCGGAAACAGAGGUAGAUGAGGCAAACUGCCCGAAAGCAAAAGCUUUUGAUGAUCUUAUGGAUAAAAAGGAGCAAGAGAAGAAGGCAAAACCAGUGCCUAAGAAUCUGAAGGGAGAUGAUUAUCCCUUCGAGUUGGAAGAAGAGGACUAUGUUGAAAUGAUUGAUCCUAAAACGGGAGAGUGGAAUCCCCCACGAGGAGUUUUUAACAAUGCCGAACCUACUCGCUACGGAGAUUGGGAGAUUAAGGGACGUUGUUAUGACUUUUAAAUUCGC
Molecule: messenger RNA, 385 nt
Organism: Blastocystis hominis
Lineage: Eukaryota; Bigyra; Opalinata; Blastocystidae
Exons: 4
Coding region: 11-379 (122 amino acids)
Biological process (GO): mitochondrial respiratory chain complex II assembly
Cellular component (GO): mitochondrion
Source: RefSeq, a predicted model, not a curated record